Messenger RNA from Vitis vinifera (wine grape), 3042 nucleotides. RefSeq names its product glutamate receptor 2.7-like. Gene Ontology annotation, molecular function: glutamate-gated receptor activity. Gene Ontology annotation, cellular component: plasma membrane. The record is from RefSeq and is a predicted model, not a curated record. The transcript is spliced from 5 exons. NCBI's taxonomy places the organism in Eukaryota, Viridiplantae, Streptophyta, Magnoliopsida, Vitales, Vitaceae. The coding region runs from base 1 to 2856 and encodes 951 amino acids.
AUGGGCAUGGCACAGAACACAACAAUCCCAGUUAAAGUGGGAGUGGUUCUGGACUUGGAUACAUGGGUUGGGAAGAUGGGGUUGAGCUGCAUCUCCAUGGCCCUCUCAGACUGGUAUGCCUCUCAUGGCCACUACAAAACCAGGGUGAUUACAAAAAUCAGAGACUCACAAAGAGAUGUUGUUGGUGCAGCUGCAGCAGCUCUCGACCUUUUACAAAAUGAAGAAGUGGAAGCCAUAAUAGGGCCGGGAUCAUCGAUGCAGGCCAACUUUAUGAUCGGUCUUGGAAGCAAAGCUCGGGUGCCCAUCAUUUCAUUUUCUGCAACAAGUCCUUCUCUUUCUUCGCUCCAGAGUCAAUAUUUUGUCCGAGCCACCCUAAAUGACUCAGCUCAAGUACCAGCAAUAAAGGCAAUUGUCCAAGCCUUUGGAUGGAGAGAAGUUGUGCUUAUUUGCGUGGACAAUGAGUAUGGCAAUGGAGUCAUACCGUCUCUGACUAGUGCCUUGCAGGAGGUGGACACCCAUGUGACCUACCGGAGCGCCAUUCAUCUAUCGGCAACUGAUGAUCAAAUCGUUAAAGAACUUUACAAGUUGAUGACGAUGUCAACUAGGGUUUUCAUUGUGCAUAUGUUUACACCUCUUGGCUCCCGGCUUUUUACCAAAGCAAAUGAGGUUGGAAUGAUGGAAGAAGGCUAUGUUUGGAUACUAACUGAUGGGAUGACUGACUUCUUGAGUACUUUGGACCCUUCAGCCAUUGAUUCCAUGCAAGGGGUGUUGGGCGUCAAGCCUCAUGUUCCAAGAACCAAAGAGCUUGACAGUGUUAAAAUCAGAUGGAAAAAGAAAUUCCAAGAAGAAUAUCCAAUCAAUGAAAUCUCUGAGCUGAACAUUUUUGGACUCCGGGCAUAUGAUGCUGCUUCUGCACUAGCCAUAGCAGUUGAAAAACUUAGCGUGGGAAACUUCAGCUUCCAAAAGACUAAUAUUUCCAGAGAUUCAAUCAGUCUUGAGAGUAUUAGAGUUUCCCCAAUUGGACCAAAUAUUCUCCAUUCACUAUUAAGUACUCAAUUCAGAGGCCUUACCGGACAUUUUCAAAUUGUAGAUGGGCAACUACACUCAUCAGCUUUCCAGAUAGUUAAUGUGAAUGGUGAAGGGGAAAAAGGGGUUGGAUUUUGGACACAAGAGAAUGGAAUUGUAAGAAGACCGAAUUCUACUUCUAAGGUCAAUCUAAGAGCCAUUACAUGGCCAGGAGAAUCUACUUCUGUUCCUAAAGGUUGGGUGCUUCCUACCAACGGAAAGAAGUUGAAGAUAGGAGUUCCAGUGAAGGAGGGUUUUAGUGAAUUUGUGAAGGUGAUGCGAGAUCCUAUCACUAAUACAACAAAGGUCACUGGCUACUGCAUUGCUAUCUUCGAUGCCGUAAUGGCAACAUUACCAUAUGCUGUUCCUUACGAAUACGUUCCCUUUGAGACACCUGAUGGAAAUGCUGCUGGUAACUACGAUGAAUUGAUAUCUCAAGUAUAUUUUCAGAAGUAUGACGCUGUGGUGGGAGAUACUACUAUUCUAGCGAACAGGUCCUUGUAUGUAGACUUCACACUACCUUACACCGAGUCUGGCGUAUCAAUGAUGGUGCCCAUCAUCGAUAACAGAAGUAAAAGUGCAUGGGUCUUUUUGAAGCCAUUAACUUGGGACCUUUGGGUGACAAGUGCUUGUUUCUUUGUCUUCAUUGGCUUUGUGAUUUGGACUCUUGAACAUCGAAUAAAUGAAGAUUUCAGAGGGCCUCGUUCACAUCAAGUUGGCACAAUUUUCAGCUUCUCCUUCUCAACAUUGGUGUCUGCUCAGAAGGAGAGAAUUGUCAGCAACUUGGCUCGGUUCGUGGUGAUCAUAUGGUUUUUUGUGGUGCUGAUUCUUACUCAAAGUUACACGGCCAGCUUGACUUCGAUGCUAACGGUUCAACAGCUCAAACCGACUAUAACUGACAUAAACGAGCUCAUAAGAACAGGGCAGCGCGUGGGCUACCAAAAUGGCUCCUUCAUUCUUGCAUUUUUGGAACGGAUGAAAUUCCAUGAAUCGAACCUUGUAAUAUACAAUUCUCUUGAACAAUUAGAUGAAUUAUUUUCAAAGGGGAGCCAAAAAGGUGGCAUUGCUGCUGCAUUUGAUGAAAUCCCUUACAUGAAGCUUUUUCUAGCAAAAUAUUGCUCCAAAUAUACUGCGGUUCAGCCAACGUACAAGUUCGAUGGUUUUGGAUUUGUCUUCCCAAAGCAUUCGCCUCUGGUUUCUGACGUUUCAAUGCAAAUCUUAAAUGUGACUGAGGGAGAUCAAAUGGCGAAAAUUGAGCAAGCAUGGUUUGGGCAGAAUUCGAGUUGCCCAGGGCUCAACAGCUCGCUGUCUUCAGACAGCAUCGGAGUCGAUAGUUUUUGGGGCCUAUUCCUUAUUGCUGGAGUGGCUUCAUCUGCAGCUCUCAUCAUACGCAUGGCCACUUUCCUUUAUGAAAACACAGAUACUUUGGUACAAUUGGAUCCCCCAGCUUCAGUAUGGAGAAAAAUUAAAGCCUUGGCAACCCUCUUUGAUAACAAGGACCUCAGCUCCCAUAAUUUCAGAAAAAGUGAAAUGGGAGAUAGAAGUGGCACCAAUGGCAUGGAUGCAGCGACUGCCUCUCCAGCCACAAACUACCCGCCGAGUCCAUCAAGCCUUUCAGUCCAAACACAGAGUAAUUUUGCUUUCUCCAGAGACCAAGCAACACCUGCUUCCGAAUAUGGUGAUCAAAUGAGUCCAAAUGGGCAGACACCUCCUGAGAUAGCAUUUGGUAUCGAGCUUGCCAAUUCAAAGCAAGAGCUGAAAGUACCUGAAGUAGUUCAUGUGAAUAACUGAUUAUACCCUACUGUGUAUUUCACAGAAAAGUAGCACAAUGACUCUGGCCUAAUUCAGUUGACGUUUGAAUUUAGGUCAACUCCAUGUGCAUAUUAUAAAGGAUCUGUGCCUGUAUGAAUUAACGAAGAUGAUCAAGGGAAAAAAUUACUUAAGAUGAUGAACAGUAGUGAUGUGCUGCCAAUUCAU